Messenger RNA from Porites lobata, 11841 nucleotides. The record is from the annotation of a GenBank genome assembly. NCBI's taxonomy places the organism in Eukaryota, Metazoa, Cnidaria, Anthozoa, Scleractinia, Poritidae.
AUGGCAGAACCUCCCAAAACACCGACUAAAGCAGCAACCCGGGUUUGUCGAACCUGCAACGAAAACAUAGUUGUGAAGAAUCAUCCUUUAGAUUUAUUUGGUGCAAAGGCAUCACAAGAAAACAUUCCUUCGGUUCUGGAAAGGUUCUUUGAGUUAAAAGUUGCGUUAAACGAUGGUCUCCCGUCAUAUAUCUGUAGAUGCUGUUACCAUAAAGUGGUGAAGUUCCAGGAAUUUUUUAGAAAAAUAGCGUUUUCGAAGCAACAACAAGAGUCAGUUUUACAAGUCAAAAGAGGGAAAACAACGGCAGAGAGUCCAUCGCUAAGAUCCCCGCAAACGAGACGUGACCUAAAGAAGAGCAGAACUUACGAAGACGCACCUGCUACAGAGCCCCAUAACAGAUCGCUUUUUCAGAUGCACAUGGACAAACCUUCGAAAACUCGACCACGGCCAAUACUUCCUGCACCUUCAUUAGAUCGCGACGCGAAAAAACGAAAACCUGCAAAGAGAGUUAAAUCCUCAACAGAGCCCUCAACGCUAUCAAAACAAGAAGAAAUCCUCUCUGAGUCUGGUUUGCUGAACCCAUUGGUAUUAUAUUAUAAUUGCUUUAUAAAUACAGAUAAGUAUCUCUUUGACAGCUAAUGUAAGACACUUAGCAUGACACAAGCUUGAUUAAAAAUUAGGGUAUAUUAUUCUGUAGUCUCGUACAGAGAUCAGGAUGCAAUUUCUCCUCACCUUGCAUGUAUUAGUAUCAUGUAUCACGUAUCAUGCAUGUGAGAAAAAAAUUAUAUACGGUAUAUAUACCAUGGCAAAUAUUGCUUCUCAGAGAAGCAAUAUUUGCCAUGGUAUAUAUACCGUAUAUAAUUUUUUUCUCACAUGCAUGAUACGUGAUACAUGAUACUAAUACAUGCAAGGUGAGGAGAAAUUGCAUCCUGAUCUCUGUACGAGACUACAGAAUAAUAUACCCUAAUUUUUAAUCAAGCUUGUGUCAUGCUAAGUGUCUUACAUUAGCUGUCAAAGAGAUACUUAUCUGUAUUUAUAAAGCAAUUAUAAUAUAGAUUAUUAGCUUGAAUUAUAAUAAAUAAUAUAAAAAAAUGCUUGUUGGGUUGUAUUUAAAUGUUUUUUUUUCUCUCUUGUAUAAUCUAAUUGCAUAAUGGUUGAGUUGUUGAGUUUCAGAUGACCUUAAUUUAGAGACCAUCCUGUUGUGUUUGAAGUAAACAUUCAAGCCAAAAAUGUAAGUAACCAGUAAGCUCUACUUUUCUUUUAUAAUCAAGUAGAAAGUGGUAUCAAAUUAUGUGUAAUACACUCCUUAUAGAUAAAGACAAUAAACAGUUACUGAAUGUCUGUAAUUUUAUGGAACUCAAUCUUGACUGCCCUUCACCCAAAAAGAAACUAACUAAAUAAAUAAAUCAUAAAAUUAAUAGAGAAAUUAACUUUAAUAUAUUUUUCUUUCUGGCUUUUUAAAAUUUAUAUUAGCUCAAAGAUGAGCCACUUUUGGAGGAAGGAACCAAAACUGUUGACACGUUGGCCACACUGAUGUUGACUGGAUGCACAACCCAUCAGAUUGCUGAGAUAAUCAUGCAAUGCCGACCUUUAAGAAAUGCAGUUAAGUGUUUGUUCUUGAACGAUGUGAAUGAACAGUGUCAGAAAAUUUGCAACAGGAGUGCUGAGAAUUCAUCUGUACUUCGUACUCCACCUUCCAAGCAUAAGGUAAUUACAGGGGUAAUUACUAACAACCUUAUGGUUAAGGCUAGUGUAGAAAGUAAAAUGCACUCAGGUAUUGUAAUUUUUUUAUAACCAAUAAAAUUUAAAAUUCACUUGAAAUUGGAAUUUAAUCAAAAUAUUCUUUUGGAACCCUAAAUAAAAAAUAAAUAAAUUAUGAUGCAUUUUUUAAUUAAGGGAAAUAACAUGAUAACAUACAAAUAUAUAAUUCUAUGUUCUAGAAAAAACUGACUGUUAAUCUAAUUCAAAUUGAUUUCUAAAUAGGAGUUGAAGAAUUUCUCCUGGGAAAAGGUUAUCACAGAAAUGAAGGAGCGUGUCCCUGAUGUACUGGAUGUCCUAGCUGUUGUAGCAAUUCCAAAUGUCACAGCUCAUGAAGACAGUGCAAAGCAGAUUGCCCCACUUUGUACUGCAUAUGGCAUAAAUAGAGAAUACUUCAUGGAAAGUGCUGGCGUACGGUAUUUACGCACGAGUUGUUGACGUAUCAGAAAUCGAACGAGUGAGCGCAGCGAACGAGUAAGAUUUCUGAUACAAAAACAACGAGUGCGUAAAUACCGUACAAAGCACUUUCCAUGUGGUAUUGUGUUUAUUAUAUACAUACUGAGUCAUUCAUCAUUUUGCGGGCCUUUUUAUUUUAAAUCUUUCAAAAAUGCUAAAAUUUGCCGCUACACACUUACCGCAAAAUGACAACGAAAACGAAGUAUCAGCUUUUUAGUAAAAACGUUUGUUAAAAACAUAAAUGACGGUGAGGAUAUGAGGUUUAAUCCAAGAACUAUAAGUAAUCUUAACUGUUUGUUCUCAAUGCACAAUUGAAAAUGAGUGAAUUUAAGUAAAAUGGCCGGUUUCAAUAUAAGCUUAAGCUUAAAUGAAAGGCAAAGUAGCUCCGACAAAAAGCACAACAAAAGCUUACGUCUCGUUCUGUUUAUCCCUUUCCGCUGUUGUUUCGCCGGCUCUCUACCGUAUUUUUUUAUCGACAGUGAAACAAACGAAACUAUUCCACCCAUUUCCGAAAUGUUUUUCACUUUUUAGCGAGAAAAACUCCUUGAGUAAAACUUUUCUCGUUGAUAAAUGUGUGCGAAGCGGCGCUGCAAGCUGCAAUAAAAGGCGGGAAUUUUGGCGCGAAACUCGCACACCUCUGUGGCUUCUGAUUGGACGUAUCAUUUUUCUCACACGUGAAAAAACAUCGUUCGCGAUUCUGAUUGGACGUAUCGUUUUUUUCACGUGUGAAAACCAUCGUUCGCUCCUCUGAUUGGCUAUAACUAAUUUGCGUACGAAAAUUUACGACAUAGCUUUUUGGUGAGUAUUUCUCAGUAUGUAUAUAAUAAUAAUGUUUACCCGGUGGAAAGAACUAAGCUUGAUACAGAAGAUGAACAGUAUAUUGCUCAGUACUGGUGAUGCCACUGAAAGGGUAUUUAAUGUAUCACAAUUAACUCCGCUUUCAUGUGCAUUAUUGCAGCCAUACCGGGGCUUUAAGGAGCAUUAUAGUUUAUUUUUGAUUGGUUAAAUUUUAUCUGUAGUGAAUCUUGCCAAAGACAAAUGCAGAUCUGGUAAUUUGUAUUUUAAUAUUCUGCAGACAACGAAGAGGCUUAACAGAGCAGGUGUAACAAUGACCAGGGAAACCUACAGGGGCAUCAUGGAUGACAUUGGGUCUGACUUAACAGGUAAAUGAACAUAUUAAAUAUGUUAAAUAAUAAUAAUUAACCCUCUUGAAUUUACAUGUUACUAGUUUUUCAUUAUUUACUAUAUGCUAGUAAGUCAGUCUUAAAUUUGAAAAUAAAGUAAACAAUUUGAAUACAUGUUUUACUUUAGAAACUCUGGAACAAUUCAAAAAAAAAUCUGUAAUUAAAAUGUAUUGUGUGUUAAAAAGGAGAGAAUCUGUCAAGUGGCAAGGAUCAGUCCUUAAAGAAAAGUUAAUAAUGAAACUUAUUUUCUUCCUUUUUAAUAUUUCAAUCUAGGUCUAUACAAUUAUGCAUAGAACUUCAUAAGCUGUCUAAAAGAAGUUUAAUUAAAACGCUUUGUUCUUCAUUUUUUAAAUUAACAGUCACUAUAAGAAGGCAUGUGUCAGCUGGAUGUGUACCCAGGUUAUUCUUUGAUAAUCUGGACUUCAAGGUAUUGGUUAACAUCAUACUGCAGAAUCACCGCCACUCAGAUAUGCAUUGGAUUGCUCAUUAUGUAACAUUCGACAGAGUACCCUGUGAUCACCUUGAUGAUUCCAAACCUAUAUCUGAUGGCACACGAUUUGAGAAUAUUGAGUACCUUCUGUGUCAAAGUGAACUUGAGAAGUUGCGAAGCGAUUUCAUCGUCUUAGUGGCCCGUAUUCUUGCUGAAUUCUUUGAAUUCAUGGAGCCUCUCAAAUCUGCCAUACCAAAGCAUAUCCAACACAGGUAGGAUAACUAUAAUUAAUUAUGAUAUGCUAUACAUGUAUUUAGUUUAAAAAAAGCCAAACUAGCCCAAAAAGGUUAUACAAUCCCACACUGGUCUGCCGUCUUACUCUUGGCCAUAGACAUCGUUGAUUUCCCUUUGUUCCUCAAGCAUAAAAAGGAAAUGGUCAAGACAAUGCCUUGCAGUUUUAAUAUAAAUAGAUUUAGCCAGGGCUAAAAGCGAAGCUCUAGUUAAUAAUACUUGACGUAAACAAAAAAAAUUAAAUCAUGUAAUGCUAAAUGGGGAGGGCAAUGAAAAUGGCAUCAAGAUCAAUAGGUCUAAUUAGCAAAGAAACAAAUUGCAUGUGCAGCACACUUUUUUUUUUCUUUCUUUGCCGCUGUUUUGCACAACUACAAUGCUGUUUUGUAGGACUAAAACGUCAAACUUCCUAGUUACACAUUAUUUUUAUGGAGAAAUUGUCAUAUAAUAUGUGCUUACCCAAUAUUUUGUCUCCUGUGUUCAUGCAUGAUUGCUUUAAUUUAUUUUUCACUGCCACUCAUUUUCACCUUGCUGGCUGCUAGCAUUUCUCAUUCUCACAACCACUUUGAAUUUUCAUGUUUUCCUUCCUACAAAAUUUGUCUCUUUUGUUUUCAAUCACUCGCUGUAGCUCUUUCUCUGUUAUCCACAUGAGUGUAAACAUCAAAAAUAACGUCGAAAAAGACACCACUUUUUGUUGUUGUUUUUUCUUUCUAAAAGUCCGGGCAGUCAUGCGAUUCUUUCCAAAUAAAACCUUGAGAUGCAUUUGAGUUGCCAUACCUGUUGAUUGAAUUAUUUUAAAUUGACAUACCUGUGGUGCGGACGGAUUGUGGGUCGGUCACGAUCAGUCGGUGUACGGUCGUGUUUUUUUGAAUGGGUAGUUUACCACAUUUUUUUACCCAUGGUGUUCCGCUGCGCGCGCUUCACGCAUGCGAGAGCUCCGAUAUCAAGUUUCUUGGUACGUAGACUAUACUUAAUUUGCUCCUUUAAUGAUGGUAUACAAGAGUUUGUCAUGUGCUAGGUGUGGUCUAUUUGUUAUUUAUUUGAGAUCAGAUGAUGAUAUUUAACUUAAAUUAAAAGAGCUUUGGUAUAUUGUGUUCAGGUACUCUGAAUUCAUGAACAAAAAGUCUGUCAUUAUUGGACUACCAGUGGUACCUUACAAUCAAUCCAAGCAUGCAGAUGUUUGCCAAUAUCUUGAAUAUGUUCAAAAGCUACUGGUUGAUAUCUACAAGCCACAGGUAAUUAAUCAUUAUUUAUUAAUUUUUCAAAGUCAAAUCAUAAAUUACAGGAUACAAGAUAGAAAAUCAUCAAAUGUCUCCACAAGGACUUCAAUGCUGGGUCAUAUAUCAUUAAAAUUCAAAAAAUAUAAAUAGCAAACAUAUGCCUUUCAUUCCCUGAUCAAGCUAUUAAAAUAUAGUCGCUGAGUAUUGAAAGAGCAUAACAGUUUCACUUGUCUUUGAACAUUUGAACCUGAUGUACCAAAUAGUUUUGGAGAAAAACUUGAAAUUUUGCAAGGAAUAUAUGAGCUCAUAGUGUUUUGCCACCCAGAAAUUUUGCAGUUUUUGAUGGCUAUUUCCUUUGUUACCUCUGAUUGCAAAGAGCUGAAAAUUGCACAAACUGCUCAGAAUAUCUAGCUCUUUCAACUUUUGAACCUAGCUUUUACAUACACUGACAUUUUCUAUGGGUAAACUCUCAUGCUAAUGAGCAAAAAUGCAAAUAAUGAUGUCAGCAAAGAUUUGCGAAUUGUUCUUAACAGAACCAAGACAUGCCAGUUAAUGCAGAUGAAGUACUCAAGAAUGUUAAAGUGCCACUGGGAGGAGACCUCCUUGGACGAGAAAGAAUUACUGGGGCCAAAAAGACUAGACUUGGGUGUGACAGUGCAGCAGAGAGAUUUGAAAGUAUUGUUGAGACGCCUGCACUUGGGCAUGCAAAACAAUCCUUUCUAGGGGUUAGUUUUUUAAUUAUUACAUAAUCUGAUUAUUCUUUAUUUUAACCAUUGUCUUUUGCUUUUUUUUUUUUCUGGUUUUGCCUAUGUUUGGUAAAAAGAUACUUAAGUUAAUGACUAAGUAACUUUAUUCCCAAUCAAAAAUGAAAAUAGCAGGAUGGGUCCAAGGGACAGCUAUUCAAAAUAUUUAAAAAAUAUUUCUUUAUCUUCAAUUAUCUGCUCAGAAUGCAUGCAGGUGGUACUCUUUCAAGAUUUAAAUAAUUUGCUUUUAACACAAUCUCAUUUCCAGAGGCCAAGGCAGCACUUUUUCCUUAGUUAUAUGUCGAAUCUGAGCAUUAGCCUGGUAGAGGUUUGAACUCACAACCUCCCACUUGACAAGCUGGCAGUCUUCCAGCUGUGCAAGGUCCAAGGUUUUCCAUGUCCAAAAUUGAAUUGUCAUUAAGGUCAAAAAACAUUUUCACCCUAAAUUAAAAUUUCUAUAAUUUAAAAACUAAAGAAAUUCAACAUGCAGUCUAUGUUGAAAGCAACCUGAAUUUCCUUUCAACUAUAUAAACAACAGAUAUUAGUCAGACAGAGUUCACAUAUAAAUCAAGUAGACAAUUAAUAAACAUUGCUUAUUCUUUUUAUAGUAUAUCUGGGAGCAACUUUACAAGCCAACUCCUGCAAGUGGUAGAAGAGACAUUGGCACCUUGUAUUACUUUAGGCAAAAUUUUGGACUUGUUAAUGUGCCACCAAGGGUUCAAGACAACUACUCAAGUUGUGAGUCACUGAUGUUGUCGGCAACAAAGGCUUACAUUUGUGCAGCAUUCAUGGCAUGGACAGGGACAACAGACACUGCUACCUCUCCAUCAUGGGUAAGCUCUAUUGCAAAGGAGAGAAAUUCAGCAGUCCAGUGGGAAAGCCUGCAAAUUCAAAUUGGCAAGUUUGUUGAUGAGUACGUGUUGACAGAGUUUGAUAUUGAAAGAGCCUGGCGGGAGCAGCUAGAACAACAAUGCCAACAGAAAGAAAACCAAAGGAGGUCUGCUGGCAAUGAUGAUGAGAUGACUGCAAUUUCAUCCCCUGCUCAGCAACCAUACUCUUCUGGUAUGUCUAUAAACAAUACUUUAACAUACAGUACAAUGCUGUGUGUGUGAAAAUGAAGUAUUAAACUACAUUAUUUCUAUUAAAAUUUUCAAAUAUUGGUAUAAGGCACCAGGGUGCAAAGAAAGUCAGUUUUGUGGUUUGCCAUUCAGGCAAGCUGUAGUUAAAUAGAACAUGUACUUGCCCAAGAGUCAUUUUAACUAUAGCCCAAAAAUAUAUUUUGAUGAGAGCCCUUGCGAAAUGAAUUCCCAGCUUUCUGGGAAUUCCUAGGAAUUCCCAAAAAUUCCCAACUAUGCAAAUCAGCCUUCAUCAAAUAAGCUUGGAAUUCUUGAGAAUUUUUGGGAAUGGCAAAUUAGGUCUCACUCUAGGCUUGGAAUCCCUAGGAAUUCCUAGGAAUUCUAAGUUUUACAAUUUUAGAAGCUUAAGAAUUGUUGAGAAUUUCUGGGAAUAGAAAAAUUCAGGCCAACUGGGCUUGGAAUUCCUGGGAAUUCCUAGGAAUUCUAAGUUAUGCAAAGUAGGAAUUCAGCUCAGGGAUGUUUAAAAAUCCGAAAGGCUUUAAAAAUUGUCGAAGAUUUCGUAGUCUUUUCUUAUUUCUUCACAUUUUAAUUUUAAGUGAUUGCACUGAAACAAUUCUAAACUUAUAAUACAGAACAUACUGGUAAUGUAUACUUCUAUACUUACAUUUCUAUAUUCAACCCAAUUUUUUUACCUAAUCUGGUAAUUCUGACAUGUGGCGAAUGCUGUUCACAAACCUCCAACCAGUAUUUAAAUUAAGAUAACAAUUUAACUUAUCUAAAUUACAUUAUUACAGCAUAUUACAGCAAUAAAUAUUUGAAGCUGUUACAUGUCCAGUGCACUUUCAGUGCAAAAUGUUGUCUGAAAUGAGAAGUCUCGUUUUUAAAAAUAUGAAGUGCAUAUCCAGUCUGAAAUGUACGUUGUUUAUCCACAUACUCCACGGAAAUUAGGCAAACGCACAAGACAUGGGCUGUCUUGAUUCCCUUCAACCCAAAAGCAUGGCAAGCCCGGCCAAGCCCGGAACAACGGCCACAACAUCGCAGUUCUUUGAUUGAUAAUGCGGUCCAACAUUUCUUUCCCAACUUAAAAGAACAACGUUAAGUUUACCUCUUGCUUUUAACACUUCAAAUGCGUUGCUUCAUCUUAAUUAACGUUGAAAAUAACUGCUAUUUUGACACAAACGGGAGCACGUCGCAAGAUUAGCUGCCAUGUUUUCUUGUUUCCCAGGCUUCCACGUGUGCCUUUGGCACAUGCGCGAUUUGAUUUACUUUGUCACGUACGACUUUUAAACCAAUAGAAAAGUGCCAAAUGAACUUCCGUUGAAUAGUUCAAAUUCACGCGGACUUCACAAGCAACAAAGUAUUUUCGUAAGACUGUCUUUCUAUUAUCCAUGUUAUUUUCGAGACAAAUUGAUCAAUUGCAAAGUUUGUGUUCACAUAAAGCAUGUUUGCAAGUGAGUUUACUCAGCUGGAUUAAUGCGGAAAGGUAUGUUUUCUAAUAACUUUGCGUAAAUAAGCUUAUAAAGUUCAAAGAUGCAUGCAAAGAUAUGCCAUUGAUCAGAUCUCUUUUUGCUGCUUUUUGUUUACUGCAGAUCGAAAUAACUGUACUCUUUGUUGCAAAUAGUCGGUGGAAUACUCUGAAAACUGUAUGUUCUGGCGCUACAAGGUUAUAGCAGACUUGUCAAGACCAAUGUUAGAUAAAAUAGGAGAAGAAAUAGCAUAAUAAGUAUACGUUUCCAAUGGCUACUUAUACAACACGUUAGAAGCAAUGUAAUUUCCAGUUAAUUUAUAAGGACUUGAGACUUGAACUUACAUAUAAAAUAUUAGAAUACAGCCGGUAGGUUUGUUCAUUUGAACUCUAAUUCAUAGUAUAAGUUGCAUAAGGUUUUAUAUUAAAUGCUUCUGGUACAUGUAAUCUUAAUAAUCGCUGCAAUAGUUAGGUCAGAAACAACUAGCACUAGCACUAGCACUUGCCUGAUGUGUGGACCUUCAGUUCAGAAGGCUGCAUCGGCAACAUUGGAAAAAGCAGUCAUUUAGCUUUUUUUCAUAUUCAUGACUCUAUUAAUUAUUUCGAAGAUGUUUAUUUACAUGCAUGUAUGUGGAAUGUGGUGAUGUGUAUGUUGGGUAAAAUAAAUUACAAAAAAGAGAAUGUUCAGCUGAUGUUGUCAUUUGGAUUAAAAACGAACACUAUCUAGAGAUUCCACCAACAGGGUAUGUUUUUAUAUUUUUUUUCAAUCAUGACUAGGUAUAUGUUACUUUACAUUAUCUCACUAUCUAGAGAUUCCACCUGAACAGGUUAUGUUUUACAUUUUUUUUUCAAUCAUGACUAUAGCGAUAGUUUACUUUACACUACAUGUAUAUCUAUGUGUAAGUAUAUCUAUAUCUAAGUUUAUUCAUAUGUAUAUAAGGACAUAGUUAUUAGAGGAGACUGGUUAUGAAAAGCUGCAAACAUCAAUGAUAAAAACAACAGUGCUGCAGUUUAGGUUGGAAGUACCGUGAAAGUGCACAAUCCUUUGUUUUCUGUUGGCAAAUUGUUACGGAAUAAAUUAAUGCAACGUUUUUAUUGGUCAAUACAAUCAAAAUGAUAGGAAUUCUUUUGAACGUUGUGCACUUUCAGGUCCACAGAAACAUAUAACAAAAGAGUCUGACGGGUUUCAUAACCAUUCCACUCAAUUAACUAUGACAAGGACUACAGUCAUUAUACUGAAUUAUUUGGUUCCUACUUCACAAAAAGUCAUUGUCUUAAAUUUGAUUUUUUGAGGUCACUUUUGUAAUUUUUGGAACAUUUAAACGAUCAGUGCAGUGAAAUUUUUAAGUCAAGUUAAAGCAGAAGUAUUUUUUGUUAACACGGAAAGCUAUUUUUCAGUCAUUGCUGGAAUAAACAUUGUUUCAGUUUUUGUACAUUUGCCUUAUGGAUUUCUGGUUCGGAGACCAAAAUAGCAACUUCUAGUACUAACUUCCUUAACAUAAGGGUUUAAAUGCAAAUCAGUUUUUGAUUCGAAUAUCCCUUAAUUCCGGCAGCAGGUCGAUUUGUUACAUCCCUAUUGACCUAGCUAUUCCAAGGAAUUCCUAGGAAUUCCUAGGAAUUUCCUAGGAAUUCCUAGGAAUUCCUAAGAAGUAAUCAUUCUGUUUAUAUUCUUUCAAGGAAUUCCUAGGAAUAUUUUCCAAGCCAACUGAUGAGUGAGCAAAGCUUGGAAUUCCUAGGAAUUCUUAGGAAUUCCAUGUUCCAAUUACCGUGAAAUUUCACACCUUGAUUCCUAGGAAUUCUUAGGAAAAUCCUAGGAAUUCCUAGGAAUUCUCAAUUCCAUUUCGCAAGGAGGAUCGAUCGACUGAUAACAGUUCUGUAAUUUGAAUUCUCCUAAAAAUUUCACUUGCCCAUCAGGCAAGUUAAGAAAAGAAUUCACUUGCCCGAUAGCAAAAUCCCCGAGCCAUGGGCUAUCAAAAGCGACUUUCUUUGCAUGUUGGGCACCUCUAGUUAUUAUUAAGCUCUGUUAGUAAGAAUAAUAAUUAUGACUAUCUUUCUGUCUUUAUAAACUACAGCUCUGAUCUUGUAAAUGGACAGCUCACCUCAAAAUCUACUUCACUGGACUGGAUUAGUCAAGCGAAAAUAGUGUUUUGCAAUGUUAUUUAUAAGUCAAGUAAAAUUCAUAUUUUUAUGGUCAUUAUUCCGCAGGUUCUGUUGUCAUUUUGCUGCAAAAAUCUGAAGAUUACAAAGUUCUAGCAGUUGGAAAAGUUGUUGAAGUUGAUGCCCACAUUUCUGUGCCAGAGAAGCAUGUUCCUGUCUUUGUACCAUCCAUUGAGGAAUGUGCCUCUGCUAUACUUGCACCUGGCAAUGUUGUGUUUUGGCCCACAGAUCUGCUUGCAGUGUACAGGUCUCCAACAAUGGGAACUGUAGAAACAUCACAGACAUCCAAUAGUAACCUCAACAGUAACAUUUCUGACAUCCCUCCUGGCAGUGAGGAAGAUCGCUAUCUCAAUUAUGGGUUGCAGGUAAUUCAACUGGGAAUGAUGCUCAUGCAGCUUAAUGAUACAGAGGGUGAGGGAGAUGGAGAGCGCAGCCUAAUUAACUGGAAGAUGCUUCUGUUGUAUUUUAGAAGUAGGCCAAGAGGGAAAAAAUAUGCCUUUGAGGCAAUGCGAUUCAUAACUUGUGUCAAGGGUUUAUACACAGAGAAGAUUGCCCAUAGAGUGUUACAUGGCCAGUUUGUAAAUCCAAAGGGAGGAAAAGGAUCCAAUUAUGCAAAUGAUUUAAAAAUGGAACACCUGGUUGGAGACAACAAGGUCUCUCUUAGGGGACUGUGUGGAAACAAAACGCUGAAAGCUGUCCAAAGAUGUUCUGCUGCAGCAUAUGGUCUUAAAGAAUGUUGCACCCAGUAUGACGAUGAGUGUGGCAUACACCCAGAGUCAACCAAGCACACUCAUGCUUGUACCACGCAAGAUGUCAAAGCAAUGUUAACUAUUGUGCAACAGGCUAGACCUUUUCAGUACCAAAAAGGUAGAACACUUCAAUCAUUUCCAAAUCUAACAAAGAGUCCUCUUGACCAGUUAGCACUGCUUAACACCUGGCUGACAAACCACAAGCGCAGGCUUUUUUCUGGUGUCCAUGACUGCAAUGAGGAAGACAAUGAGGAGGAGAAUGAAUUGAAUGAUGGUGAUGAAAACACACCAGAAGAAGAUGAUGUGGAUGAUUAA